This is a messenger RNA of Monodelphis domestica (gray short-tailed opossum), 3179 nucleotides long. It is a transcript of the gene NPY1R, whose product is annotated as neuropeptide Y receptor Y1. Gene Ontology annotation, molecular function: neuropeptide binding; neuropeptide Y receptor activity. The record is from RefSeq and is a predicted model, not a curated record. Gene Ontology annotation, cellular component: neuron projection; plasma membrane. Gene Ontology annotation, biological process: G protein-coupled receptor signaling pathway. NCBI's taxonomy places the organism in Eukaryota, Metazoa, Chordata, Mammalia, Didelphimorphia, Didelphidae.
GACAUCAUGUAAUUUCUCUACAGAAUUGCAUUUCUUUCAGAAUUACUAGGCAGAACCCCCCCCCCCUUCCCAGAUAUGUACUUUUAAGGAGGGUGCUUGUUGCGGGUUCUUCUGGCACCACUCUGUUGGGUGCAGCAUCAUGUGAUCCUUUGGCUAAGGAGGAGUUCAGCUUUAAGGGGGCGUUCCCAAACCUGUCCAUCAAUCUCCCUCAGGCUCUCGAACUGAAGAAAUACCCCCGGCUCCCUACUCCCUUCUCCAGUCCUCACCAUCUUCUUUUCUUGGAGAGAGCUGGACAGAUCUUCUUCAGAAGGAGCUGCGUGUGUCUGACUCCCGGGCUUGGGGGUUCCCGACGCUGCUCUUGGUCCCGGCUGGGACCUGAGCUGUCCAGCCUGAAGAUCUGACAUCCCUCCUGAUUAUAUCCUUGACACUGACUGGUAUUAUCCCAAUCAUCACAGCAACCUGAACUCUCCAGAGAUAACCAGAACUCUCAGAAAGGUGAAAUAUGUCCCCUCCCCUCCCACUCUUUCUGCUUUUCGUGCUCAUUCUCUUGGAAAUUAUCCUGGGUUGAAGAUCCACUUUUAACCCAAUAUCAGUGCUGGUUCAACAAAAUGGGCAAAUGCUAAAAGGUUAUUCAUCUCAAGGAAAAUGAAGAGUUCAAAGCCAGUUUUUGUAAACACUUUACAUGAAGAUUAAACUUCUUGAAAGAAAGAUAACCAAUUAGCGCCAAAAUGAAUUACACAUUGUAUCCCUCUUUUUUCAAUGAAUCAUUUCUCAACCACACAGACACCCACCCCCCGUAUGCCCCCAUUGAAGAGAACAAAUGCCGUGUACCAGUAACCAUGGUGUUUACCAUGGCCUUAGCUUAUGGCAUUGUCAUACUCCUGGGGGUUUCUGGAAAUCUGGCCUUGAUAGGAAUUAUCCUAAAGCAAAAGGAGCUGAGAAAUGUAACCAACAUUCUGAUUGUCAAUCUGUCCCUCUCUGACCUUCUGGUCUCAUUUGUGUGUCUGCCCUUCACUUUUGUCUAUACAUUAAUGGAUCACUGGAUCUUUGGGGAGGCCAUGUGCAAACUAAAUCCUUUUGUACAAUGUAUCUCAAUCACUGUCUCCAUUUUCUCUCUGGUUCUCAUUGCCUUGGAGCGCCAUCAACUGAUAGUCAAUCCCCGGGGAUGGCGCCCAACCAAUGUCCAUGCAUUUUUAGCCAUUGCCCUGAUCUGGUUCCUCUCUGUGGCUGCCUCCCUGCCUUUUGUGAUUUAUCAGGUGCUGACUGAUGAGCCAUUCCACAAUGUCACCUUCCCAACCUUCAAGGACAAGUAUGUUUGCUUCGAUCUGUUCCCUUCUAAUGUGCACAGGCUAUCUUACACCACUAUUCUCUUGGUGCUGCAGUACUUUGGGCCUCUGGUGUUCAUUCUUGUCUGCUACCUCAAGAUCUAUAUGCGACUGAAGAAGAGGAAUGACAUGAUGGAUAGGAUCAGAGAGAAUAAGCAUCGAGCCCAGGAAGCCCGUCGGAUCAACAUGAUGCUUUUCUCCAUUGUGGUGGCCUUUGCCAUCUGCUGGAUGCCUCUGACCAUCUUUAACACGGUGUUUGACUGGAACCACAAGCUGAUCUCCAUCUGCCACCACAACCUGCUGUUCCUCCUGUGCCACCUGACGGCGAUGAUCUCCACUUGCGUCAACCCUGUCUUCUAUGGGUUCCUUAACAAGAAUUUCCAGAAAGAUCUGCAGGCUCUCUUUCGCUAUUGUGAUUUCAGGUCCCGUAAUGAAGACUACGAGACCAUUGCCAUGUCCACGAUGAAUACGGAUGACUCCAAGACGUCUCGUCGGCAAGCCCAUGGUGAGGCCUCCCAGGCACCUGGGGAGGAUGAAGAAGUCUGAAGAGGAUGUGAAGUGGGUGAGGGUUACAGAACCCAGGUGACAGCUGUUUUAACACUAAGCACAACCUGUCACACAAUUCUGUAACCCUCUCCUCCUCUAGGAUGUGUAGCUUUGCCUAGAUUGUCUUGAGGUUUUAGUUGUGGCUCUGUUUGCAGGAAAAUCAAAACGUACAGACUUUGGAUUUACUUGUGUCAGCCGUUCCUAUCCAAAGUCUCAAUACUUACUGUUGUAUAACGUAUUUGUGAAACAAAUAUAAGAAUUCAUGACAUAUACAAUAUAUUCACUUAAAUGGAAUAUUUAACAAAAACUUGACUAUCAACAUACAUGCUAAUCACAUUCUACUUUCAUUAAUGAUCCUACACCCUGUAAAGGAGAUAAAAAAAUGAGUAUUGACUUUGGAACCAGAUAAUGUAGACUACUGCCGAGGAAAUGCAAAAUUUGCAUCCAGAAUGUAAGGUGUUUUUUUUUUUUUUUGAGGGAGUAAAAAGAUUAUUUCUUGCCAGUUCAGACUGGUCUUAGUACCCACCUAAAAACCCAGACCUUUAAGAGAGGAUUUAAUUUGCCACUAAUUUGAUUUGAAUCUGAUGCAACAUUGCAUGUAAAAGAAAAUAAAACUACUUCUCAGCUGUUAGCAUAGAAAAUGAAGACAUUGACAUACACAUUAAAUGAAAAUCUCUUACCAUGACUCAAGACUAUUUCUGAGCACGAUUACAAAAACUCUUCAGAGUAAUUAGAAUAAUACCUAAAUUCCUUUUACUACAAAUAAUUCAAGCAUAUACAUUUGUUUGGAAAAUUAAGAGGUUUCCUCCAGCAGAACCUGUUUGGCAUUUUCUAAAAAGCCUAGAAUGUUUCAAAAUGAUAUGAAAGGGUGCUACCAUUACAUUGAAACAUCAAAUAUCAUGUAACACUAAGGGACAAGUAAAGGACACCCGAAUCUAGUAAUUACAUUGAGGGUAUAUGAUAGCUAGAUACCUUUAAAAUUCAUCAUAUCUUAUAUGGACUUAUAAACUAUAUUAUCUAUAGAAUAUUAAGGUGUUAACAACUGAUAAAUAAAUAUUUAAUAUAUGUAUACCUAAUUAAUAUAUAUCUACUUGAUGUAUCUCUAUGUUGGAAUGAUUAUUAAAACUAAUAAAUAAAGAUACUAAGAAACCAAGAAUCUAAGAAACAUGUAUAUCAAGAAACCAAGAAACAUUUACUUGAAAAAAUACAGCAUGUCCUAGGUUUAUUCUAUAGCCAACCUAUGAAACAUCAGAAUGUUUGCUUUUAAAAUCUUUGACAAUUCCUCUAAUAAAAUUGGUGUUGCAUUCA